CGGGGAACAAGCCUUCCCGCCAGGCACGCGAGUGAAUGUGACUGGCCGUCGAGCGCGUCCGUCAUUUGCGUGAAUCGGCGCGAAGAAUAACAGGAAGUGUUCGAAGAAUGUCUGACGCCGACAACACGAUGUCGUGAGGAUCACAAUGGAGCCAAGAAAACCAAGCAUAGCUUUCAAAGAGUUCACGUUUGAAGACGUCAAGAAAACUACAGCGGAGUUCCUGUCAGUCUCCAUACCUGAGGUUCUUGAUCCUCAGUAUGGCAUGUAUGUGUGGCCGUGUGCAGUGGUGCUGGCUCGGUAUCUCUGGACACAGAGAGAGGAGCUUACACACAAGAGCGUGCUGGAGCUCGGUGCAGGUGUGAGUCUCCCAGGUGUGGUGGCUGCACUCUGCGGCGCACAGGUGAUCCUGUCAGACAAUGCCAGGAUUCCUCGGUGUCUGGAGAACUGCAGACGCAGCUGUGAAGUUAAUGGCCUCAGUGACGUGGUUGUGAUGGGUCUCACCUGGGGCGAGAUCUCCCCGGACCUAGUUCUGCUUCCAAAGCUAGACAUCAUCCUGGGGUCAGAUGUUUUCUAUGAGCCUCAAGAUUUUGAAGAUGUGCUUGUGACUGUUGCUUUUCUUCUGAGGAGAAACCCCAGUGCUCAGUUCUGGACCACGUACCAGGAGAGAAGUGCUGACUGGUCCAUUGAAGUGCUGCUGCACAGGUGGCAGUUGCAUUGUGUGGAGGUGCAUGUGGAGGACUGUGCUGCUGAUGAAUGUUCUCCUGACAGACACAGUGUCCACAUGAUGAUGAUCACAGUGAAGACACAGGAAGUUCACAGGACUGUGACUUCCUGAAAGACAACACAACUCCUGCUUGUCUUUAUCACGGUGGGUUCAGUUGAUGAGAGGGAGAAGGUGCCAUGUUACUUUCAGAGAGAAAGAAAAUCUAACUCAUUUAUUGUGAUCUGUAAAUUGAAGCCACUGAAGUCAACUUUAUUAGUUUCGUUGUAGAUUUGUGAACAGAAAUGUACAGGACCUUUUUAUUAGCACGUUACCUUCAUGUGGUUUGUGUCCAAAACAUAUAAAUGUAUGCCCUGAAGUUUGUGUCACUGUGUAAACCACACACUCUCCCAGUGAUUUUAACAUCACACACACAGGAGUUGUUGAUCCACUGCUCCCUCCAUCACUAAGUUCAAAUGUCUUAUUUUGUCACUUCAGUUUUUAAUAUAUUUAAUUUAGACUUAACUCAGUGACACAAAGUGACCACACGAGACAGCAGAGGACCAGCAGCUCCUGUGUCCCCGCAGCUAAAAUCACUGAUUUUCUCUAUGAGGUUUGGUGUGGGAGAGUGAGUGGUUUACAGACGUCUGUGUAACAGUGAGAUAAAGACGUGAUCAUGUGACGUAAAUGUCAUAGACUUAAACUAACCUAGAUUUGAACAGCUGAGAGGUCGACUUUUCUUUUUUUUACAGCAAUGAGAUGGUGGACAAUAUUCUACACUGUACUACUUCAUUUUAGACUCAAAAGCAUUGCUGUAAUGUACAAUAUUGAUCAUCAAAGCAGUGAGCAACAACUAAACAAAACAAAAAAACCUCGACCUCCCUUGUCUUUGGGUAAAUGAAGGGAUUUUAAUCCUACUCUCUGUCUUUUCUUCUGCCAAAUAAAUGCUGAGAUCAGUUUGUCUAACAUGUAUAAAGUGGGGGCAGGUACACUGCUUAAUACCUAAGUCCUGGUUUGGACCAGCAAAAAGAGACAUUGUCAUUUAAUUGUGUAGGCUCAUCAUAGCUUCUGAUUUAUUUUCAUUCAUUUUGUUUCCAGAAACUGACCCAUAUUCAUGUAGGCAUUUCAUAAGAGCGGGGAUGGAAAGAAGUGUAAAAUAUCAAAGUGUAUAUUUCUCCUCAAGUACAAAUUAAAAUUGUUUGUUCUCUA
This is a messenger RNA of Solea solea (common sole), 1909 nucleotides long. RefSeq names its product methyltransferase 23, arginine (gene mettl23). The transcript has 6 exons. Lineage: Eukaryota; Metazoa; Chordata; Actinopteri; Pleuronectiformes; Soleidae. The record is from RefSeq and is a predicted model, not a curated record. Gene Ontology annotation, cellular component: nucleus; cytoplasm. The coding region runs from base 146 to 835 and encodes 229 amino acids.